CGCAGAAGAUGAUGACUCAUUCUUGUUGCUUCUCUUCGUUGUCCAGCCAGCAACCCAAUUCACCAUCAAAAUCAUGAGUGGUUUCUCGAACCAAAACAAUCUCUCCGAGCCACUGCUGCCCCGCGGCGCACCACCAGUAGAGCCUACAAAUUCCUCCAGAAACCCUUCACCCACCACCAUCCCAAGCACCGCGCCACUUCCACCUCUAUUCUGUGCAAAAGUAUACGUACUCGUACUAAUCGCAGUCAUGCAUGACAAAUCUCCUUCCCAAGGCAAAUCAGCAUGACAAAUUCCAUUUGUAAUGCUGAGCGAAUUUGUAUUGCGAUUACUACUAGUACGAUCCUUUUGCAUUUCAUAACCUCCGCGCAGCAGCAAAAAUGCCAUCGUCCGCAGCGCCGAGGUCCCCGGCAUGGUCGCUGGCUGGAUGCAGCAGAGACGAAACCGCCUGCAGAACCAACACGAGGAGAGAAACUUCGCCAAACGGGUCCGUCGCGCCGCGCAACUCGCGAGACAGGAGUCUACCGCGUCGGCUUCGACUGGGUUCGCAGGAUUCAGUCGCGCCAAUAGCAUGCAGCCUGGUGGACAGUUUUUAUCGGGGGCAUUUGGAAGUGGAGGUUCAGAACAGCUGUCCUCGGGUUUGUACAGUCUGGAACGAGAUGGAAAUUCCUCAACGGCGACACCGUCCGCUAUGGGACUCUCGAAGGCCGCUACAUCGAGUGAUCGCUACAACUUGUACAUGAUUUUGUAAAUGGAUGCCAAUGCACGAGCACGUUUAGCAAAUGCAAAAGCAUGUUGUGCAUGUGCGUCGUGCGUGACUGACAGAUUGGGCACGGAUAAUUCCAAUGCUGCUUAGUGGGCGGAGAAAGUUCUUGUCAUGCGAAGUUGUAGUUUGAUCGUGUGGACGAGGAUCGUCGUCGUCAGGAUGCUUGUGCAGCAUGCCAAAUCAUGUAAAGAGGAAGAGCGACCUUCAACGUAACGCUUGAGACUUCCAUAUCCGCUUCGCAGCAGCUUCUCCUCGCUGCCGCCGCCAGCGCCAGUCGCAGCGGCACACGGGAGCUGUUUCAGCAGCAAUUGUCCGCGAGCGACAGGCUUCGCCGGGCGGUCAAGGCGACCCAGGCGGUUUCCGCGUUUCGGAGUGUGGUCGGGAAUAGUAGCAAUGCGGCUCUUGCGAGUACUAGUAGUAACCGAGUUGGAGGACCAGCACGAGUUCCGCGACCCGAGGGCGAAACAGCUAGUGAUGGUCCGCAGGCUUCCUCGUUGUCGCAACCCUUGCUGUCGCCAAGAACCCUCCAGGCCACCAAUACACAACUAGACCAGGUCCGCCUAGACAGUGACUUCUUGCCGCCACGACCAUCCUAUCUGGACGACCUCAACCUGUUCGUCGGCAGGCCGUCGACCACUUCUCUUCUCUCUUCCGGCUCGAAAACUACGGGCAGUAACUACCGGGGAGGAAACGAGGUAGUACAAGAAUUCGCAACAGAACGUCGGCAUGAUAACGGAGAGUUGGAACUGCCCCUUCUCUCCAAAACAACGAAUGGCUCGGCAAAGCUACAUAACAACGAGAACGAAGACGAACGCGACCUCCAAUCUGCAGGACAACUAGAGGUAGAGCCUCGGUUUCCUUCGCAAAUCCAACAGCAGCAAGGCAACAUCCCCCAGGAGCGCGUCCGGCAAUUCUCGUUCAGAUCUCUGUCGAAGUUAUCAAAAGGAAAAUGCCCCCCUGCCCCAUGCACGCAUUACAAAUCGCCUGCGCGGCCAUGUGGCGGACAGCCUGAGUGUACCUUCUUGCAAGACAGGCCCGAUCUGUGCCCACGGAUCUGCGUCACAAAUUUUCCUACGGAUGCGCUCUCAAUAUGGGAAGGGUGGAUUUUUCCUUGCAAUAGAAGUCCAGCGUAGUUUCCUCCCUAGCCUUGGACGAAGAAUGGUAUUUGCGCAUCGGAUAUGCAUCGGAAAUAUGUCUGGGUCUGGAAGACUAAAACUUGUGAUGCUAUCUCUGGAUAAGUCUAAAAUAAAAGUCUGUAUUACAUGACCAGCAAAAGGAGUCCAGUUUUUGCCACGCGGAGAUGGCAUUUGUCUUGCCGAUGAAUACGCAUCGAAAAGCCCUCUCAAAAUCUGUGAUGCUAGGCCAUGCAUUACAGGCAUCAUGGGUCAUGCUCAUGCAAAAUAUGCAUGACAAACCUAGCAAUUAUCUUCCAAAUAACCCAGACGCAUUUGCAUUUGAUAUUGGAAACAGCUGGAGCAGCUGGCUGGCCUACCUCGUGCAGGAGGGGUUCUACUACGCUUUCCUCGUGUUUGUCAUCUGCAUCUGGGUUGUUGUCGCAUUGUUUCUUUUCUGCUGGGAAAACAGCAGCUACGGGGCGUUUGGCGGCAGCGAUCCCUGCGUCGCGGUCCUGCAGGACGUGACGCGGUGGGACGGCAACGGGUCGAAUCCGCAGGAGGAAGGCCACGCGCCGGCCUUCAUGAUAUCCUGUGCAAAUAAAGUAUCGUACUCGUGCUAAUUGCUUUUAUGCAUUUACAAAUCUUGUCCUUAAGGUAAAACAGCAUGACAAAUUCCAGCUCUCAUGCUGAGGAAAUUUGUAUAUGCAUUUAAAUACGAGCACGAUACUUUUGCAGUUCAUACAUGAUGGCGAGAGACGAUUUGCCAGACGUGAUGUGGGGCGGGGAUGAACAUCAGCAAGAGGCGGGUGACUAUGCUUGGUUGCAAAGUAGUUAUGGAAGACAAGACGGCAUUGGUGACCAGGCAACUACACGACCUGGUGCCGCUGCCGACGAUUUCCUCUACAAAAACGGGUGUCCCCGGAGCCGCCCGAUUCGUCUGCAGCCGGAAAGGCUCACCGCGUCCGAUUGGUUUUUUCACUCGGGUCCGCGGCACAUUUCCUUUAUGGACUGUCUGUACAUGGGCAUCUCGCUCGCGACGAACACGGGACUGCAGUCCUUCCAGUGGGCCGCGUUUUCCCCGCUGUCCCACGUCAUUGCGUUGCUGACCAUGAUCCUGGCGUCCACGCCCAUGCUGGCGCUGUUUCCGCCUCUGCUAAGAAGGUACGACUUUCGGAAGCAACACAAGAUUUGGCUGCGAAAACAUUUAGAGCACAUUGAUUCUCUACUGCGCGUGGUCUUGCACGAAGAAGAACAGCAGGGGCAGGACAGGACCGAUCCAAGGCCUCCUCAGCUUCCCGAUGAGGUGGCGCGUAAAGAGCAGGUGGAUCUACACCUUGGGACUUCGCUCGCCGGGAAGACGAGGGAAACGAAAACAACGCCGACUGUUCUUCAGAAAGAAAUUCUACUGGAGGACGAGGAAAAGAAGGCAGCGAAAGACGAAGAUCUUGAUGACAUGGAGUUCGCUAUGGAGUCGGCACGAAAGCAGAUGUAUGAACUGCAAAAGUAUCGUACUCCUACUCGUAUAAAUGGUGCAUUACAAAUUUCCUCAUUAUGAGAAAUAAAAAUUUGUAAUGCUGAUUUGCCUUCAGAAAAAAAAUGCAAGACUUGCAUUUAUACGAGUACGAUACUUUUGCAAUUGAUAAGAUGCUAGCCGGAGCAAAAGAGGCGGAAUUGAUACUCACGCCGAGCAGGAGCAAAAAUAAUCCAUCGAAUCAAAAUGAAAAUCUUCGUGCUGAUGGUCCUGAAGAUCCUGCAACGCUCAUUCCCGUGGUCAACGGGCUAUCGUUUUCUGCCGCCGCGAGUUCAUCUACGAGCCUAUGCAGUGCAAAAGUAUCGUACUCGUAUAAAUGCAUUACAAAUUUCCUCAGCAUGAGAAAUGAAAUUUGUAAUGCUGCAUUGCCUUAAGAACAAGAUUUGUAAUGCAUGAUUGCAAUACGAGCACGAUACUUUUGCACAGGAUAAAGCCAGACGAGGAACAACUCAGCGACUACACCCGCCAAGAACAUCGCAGCAUCGGAAGGAGAAGCCACGAUGAUGAGUCCAGUGCUGGUAAUAUCAGGGUCUGGUGCGCACGAGAACGUGAACGUCGCAGAAAGGCACACAACAAAUCAAGCGAGUGCCGGGCUCCUCGUCCGAGAAAACGACAGAGGAUCUGGGACAACAGCUGCAGCGGGCACAUCUUCAGCACCUGUAUCUGAGACGGGAUCGGGACUUAGAAAAGAACCACAAGUACCAUCCCCAUCCGUCAUCAACCUGGUCGACGCUGCAACGACCGAUCCCGUGCUCGCAACCCCCUCGUCGAUGUCGCGACCACCUUUGUCCGCGGAUCCAGCGAAAAUUUCCACUAACAGCACGGACGAGGAACAGAUUGCUCUUUCCUCCAUGGAUGGCAGCCUGAACACCGGGACCAGUCACGCAAAUUCCGCGGCCGUAUGCAUUGACAAGAUAAAAGCAUCGUCGCCCUCGGACUAGUUGUUGAAUGAUUUUUGCAUCACAAAUCCUGUUCUCCAAAACGAAACUUCAUCAACUCGUGUUACUUACUGCUGCGAUAGGACCUUUAGGAAAGACGAGAUUUGUGUUUUUUCACACGUCUGUUCUGUUUUGUCAUCAGAAAGAACGGCUGCACUAGCACGAGUGCGAUAUAAUUCCAACUUUUGCAGUGGAUAUUUUAUUGGCGACACCGGGGACAACGCGAGUCAAGGCACAGCAAGUGUUGCGCUCGGUGGGGGGGGCAGCGUCGGUG
Messenger RNA from Amoebophrya sp. A120, 4621 nucleotides. The record is from the annotation of a GenBank genome assembly. NCBI's taxonomy places the organism in Eukaryota, Dinophyceae, Syndiniales, Amoebophryaceae.